GCCCCCGCAGGCUCAGCAAGCGAUGAAUCUAAUCGAGAACCAGAAGUUGCUCCCAGAGACCAUGUUGGCUCUGGUGGCUCUCUCCAGUCUCGUGAAGAGAAGCAGGAACCAGUGGUGGUUCGGCCGUACCCACAGGUUCAGAUGUUGACUCCACACCAUACCGUGCAGCCUGGUGCUCCAGUUACAGUGACAGCUCCUCCAGCACAUCUGACUCCAGCAGUGUCCCUUUCCUUUUCGGAAGGACUUAUGAAGCCUCCUCUGAAGCCCACCAUGCCCAGCCGGCCUAUUGCUCCUGCUCCACCCUCUACACUGUCAGCUCCUACUAAGGUCCCCGGGCAGGUUACUGUAACUAUGGAAAGCAGCAUCCCACAGGCCUCAGCUAUUCCUGUGGCAACAAUCAGUGGACAGCAGGGACAUCCUAGUAACUUGCACCAUAUCAUGGCAACAAAUGUUCAGAUGUCAAUCAUCCGAAGCAGUGCUCCCGGGCCACCUCUGCACAUUGGAGCAUCUCACUUGCCCCGAGGUGCGGCAGCUGCUGCAGUGAUGUCCAGCUCUAAGGUGACAACAGUCUUGAGGCCAGCUUCCCAGUUGCAAAAUGCAGCUACAGCUCAGCCAGCUGUUCAGCACAUCAUUCACCAACCAAUCCAGUCUCGUCCUCCUGUAACAACUUCAAGCACGAUCCCUCCUGCUGUAGUAGCAACAGUCUCGGCCACAAGAGCUCAGUCUCCAGUUAUUACUACAACAGCAGCACAUGCUACGGAGUCAACCCUCAGUCGGCCAACUCUGUCUAUCCAGCAACAUCCACCUUCUGCACCUAUUAGUAUUCAGCGCCCUGCACAGCCACGGGACACGGCAACUCGGAUCACCCUACCUUCUCACCCAGCUAUAGGGACACAGAAACAACAGCUCCACACUAUGGCUCAGAAAACCAUCUUUAGUACUGGUACUCCAGUGGCAGCAGCAACAGUGGCACCUAUUUUGGCAACCAAUACCAUUGCCUCAGCCACCACAGCAGGUUCUGUCUCUCACACCCAAGCACCUACAAGUACCAUUGUCACCAUGACAAUGCCCUCCCACUCUUCCCACGCCACUGCUGUAACCACAUCAAACAUCCCUGUUGCUAAGGUGGUUCCCCAGCAAAUCACACACACGUCUCCCCGGAUCCAGUCUGAUUAUACAGGAGAGAGAAGUAAUCUUAUACCCAUAUCUGGACACCGGGCAUCUCCAAACCCAGUAGCAAUGGAAACCAGAAAUGACAACAGGCAGUCGGUGCCUGUCCAGUUUCAGUACUUCUUACCAACGUAUCCACCUUCUGCUUACCCUCUGGCUGCGCACACUUACACCCCCAUCACCAGCUCUGUGUCCACCAUCCGCCAAUACCCUGUUUCAGCUCAGGCCCCCAACUCUGCCAUCACAGCUCAGACUGGUGUAGGAGUGGCUUCCACUGUGCACCUUAAUCCUAUGCAACUGAUGACUGUAGACGCAUCUCAUGCUAUCAGUGCACAGGGGAUACAGCCAGCACCUAUCAGUGCACAGGGGAUACAGCCAGCACCAAUUGGAACACAGGGACUCCACCCAGCAGCAUCUAUUGGUGCUCAAGGACUCCAGCCUACACCAAUCAGUGGUCAGCAGCCACAAACUGAAACAAAGACAUCAGCAGUAGUCUUGGCAGAUGGAGCCACCAUUGUGGCUAAUCCAAUUAGCAACACAUUCAAUUCAGCUCCAGCAGCAACAACAGUGGUGCAAACCCACAGCCAGAAUGCUAGUGCUAGUGCACCAGCCCAGGGCUCUUCCCCACGCCCAAGCAUUCUCCGGAAAAAACCAACCACAGAUGGAUUGGCAGUCCGGAAAAGUCUCAUUCCUCCUCAGCCCCCUGAAGUAGCUAGUACCCGCGUGGAGAGCGCUAUGCGGAGCACAUCUGGAUCGCCAAGACCUGCUGGUGCCAAGCCUAAGCCAGAAAUCCAUGUCUCUAUGGCCACUCCAGUCACUGUGUCUAUGGAGGCAGUGUCUAAUCAGAGUGGUGAACAACCCACCAUCGCAAUCCCACCUACCUCUCAGCAGCCUCCAUCUGCCAUUCCAACAAUUAUUGCAGCAGCCAGUCCAACUUCUCAGCCCACAGCAACCCUGUCCACCAUUCCAGGAGCAGUCGCAGCUGCUCCACCCACUUCUACCACAAUUGUGGCUGUGCCUCCACCUCCGUCAACCAUGAGUGGGGCCCUCUCCACGGUGUUGGGAUCCCCAGUACCAGAGAUAAAAAUCAAAGAAGAAGUGGAGCCUAUGGACAUAAUGCGACCAGUAUCUGCAGUUCCUCCACUGACUACAAGUACUGUGUCUCCAUCUCUUGCCUUGCUGGCCAACAACCUUUCAAUGCCCCCAGGCGACUUGCCACCUGGUGCCUCCCCAAGAAAAAAGCCUCGGAAGCAGCAGCAUGUGAUUUCUACAGAGGAAGGAGACAUGAUGGAAACAAAUAGCACUGACGAUGAGAAAUCUACUGCCAAAAGUCUUCUGGUGAAGGCAGAGAAACGCAAGUCUCCCCCUAAAGAAUAUAUAGAUGAAGAAGGUGUGAGAUAUGUCCCCGUGCGUCCAAGACCCCCUAUCACACUGCUUCGACACUAUCGCAACCCAUGGAAAGCUGCCUAUCACCACUUUCAGAGAUACAGUGACGUCAGGGUUAAAGAAGAGAAGAAAGCUAUGCUGCAGGAAAUUGCUAAUCAGAAGGGAGUGUCCUGCCGUGCACAAGGUUGGAAAGUCCAUCUCUGUGCAGCACAGUUACUGCAGUUGACUAACCUGGAGCACGAUGUGUAUGAGAGACUCACUGCCUUGCAGGAAGGGCUCAUCCCCAAAAAAAAGGCAGCAACUGAUGAUGACUUGCAUCGAAUAAACGAACUGAUACAGGGGAAUAUGCAGAGAUGUAAACUUGUGAUGGAUCAAAUCAAUGAGGCCCGAGACUCCAUGCUAAAAGUCUUGGAUCACAAGGACCGUGUUUUGAAGCUUCUAAACAAGAAUGGAACUGUCAAGAAAGUGUCCAAAUUGAAGCGAAAGGAGAAAGUCUAAAGUGCAAGUGACUUUGAAAAAAAAAAAAAAAAAAAAAAAAAAUCGAGAAUGUGUACAGAACAGAGUUCAGACUUUUUGUAGUUUGGGUUUAUUUUUAAGCAGAGCAUCUGUAUAAAAAGGAUGAGUUCUAGAGAACAGAUGGCAGCAGAUGGACGUGUGGAGCCCAGUGACCUGAAAGGAUUGUCAUUAAUCUGUCAUAAUGAACAAAGAUUUCUCUCAGGCUCAUCCCUUUUUAAACUCUUUGCAAUCCCAUUUGUUUAACCCUCCUGAUGUGUCAGUGCCUACUAAUUGGAACUAGUGAUGCGAUGUGUGGUGGACAGCACCCUCCCCCCUUCCAUUUCACAGCUUAGGGGUAACUUCAGGUUUGACCAGUGGUUCUUGUAGGAGACUCAAGAAUCUCACCAGUGUCAGCUCAGACUGACAUGAGUGUUUCAAAGCAUUGAAAAUGACACCACUUCCAAUUACCCCAUUCAGUUUGUGUUCUUCUGACCAUCCAGCGUCUGAAGUAGCUUUCUGAUAUCAGUGCCAUUGCACUAGAAGAUCUGCCACACUUAGGAUCUCCAAUGGUUUGGAAAUCCUAGCUAUCAAUUUUUUUUAAAAAAAAAGAACCAUUUCAAAGUGAUUUUGUAGUGUCUGUGCGUGUCCAUGUUGGUGCUCUGGGAUACUUGUUUUGAAGUACCUCUCUCGCAACACAGUACUUCCUGUAGCUGGUGUGAUGUUAAUUGUAUGUAUCACAUACAUCCUGAAAACAUUAAUAAAGGACUUGGAGGUUUUUGUA
Messenger RNA from Alligator sinensis (Chinese alligator), 3832 nucleotides. It is a transcript of the gene SAP130, whose product is annotated as Sin3A associated protein 130. Gene Ontology annotation, cellular component: Sin3-type complex. The transcript has 20 exons. Gene Ontology annotation, biological process: negative regulation of transcription by RNA polymerase II. NCBI's taxonomy places the organism in Eukaryota, Metazoa, Chordata, Crocodylia, Alligatoridae. The record is from RefSeq and is a predicted model, not a curated record. The coding region runs from base 142 to 3054 and encodes 970 amino acids.